Sphaerodactylus townsendi is the source of this 2174-nucleotide messenger RNA. RefSeq names its product receptor activity modifying protein 1 (gene RAMP1). Lineage: Eukaryota; Metazoa; Chordata; Lepidosauria; Squamata; Sphaerodactylidae. Bases 298 to 741 code for a protein of 147 amino acids. Gene Ontology annotation, cellular component: signaling receptor complex; cell surface; membrane. The transcript has 3 exons. Gene Ontology annotation, molecular function: coreceptor activity. The record is from RefSeq and is a predicted model, not a curated record. Gene Ontology annotation, biological process: G protein-coupled receptor signaling pathway; regulation of G protein-coupled receptor signaling pathway; receptor internalization.
GGCCUGUUUCUGAUCCUAGGAGGGCAUCCCUCUUUUAACCCCCCCCCCCCGCCGCCCAUUCUCCGGAAGCGGAGGGAAGGAGGCGCCGCGGGGCAGCGGGGGCGCUCCCGCCAGUGCCAGGCCCGGCCCCGCCUUUCCCUCCCUCCCUCCCUCCCGGGCGGCGAGCGGGGCUCCUCCUCCUCCUCCUCCUCCUGCUGCUGCUGCUGCACCUGCCGGGCGCCCCGACCCCCCUUCCUCCUGCUGCUGCUGCUGCUGCUGGGCGCUGCCUGCCCGGGUCGGGGCUGCGGGGGGCCCUCCAUGGCCGGGCUGAGGCUGCGGCUGGCCUGCUGCUGGCUGCUCGUCGUGGCCCCUCACUUAAUGAUGGUCAGUGGAUGUCAUGAAGCCAGCUAUGGCAGUUUCAUCCAGGAAUUCUGCUUCAGCAAGUUUAAAUCUGAUAUGGGAACUCUCAGGAAGAUGCUGUGGUGUGAUUGGGAUAAAACCUUUGGUUGGUACGGGGAACUUAUCAACUGCACCAUCCUGAUAGCUUCAAAGCUGGAUUGUUACUGGCCGAACAAACUAGUGGAUGAGUUCUUUGUGGCAAUUCACCAGCACUACUUCAAAACCUGCCCUGUCUCUGGGAGGUCUUUACGUGACCCCCCAAACUCCGUCCUGUGUCCGUUCAUUGUGGUCCCCGUCUUUGUCACUCUGCUCGUGACGGCGCUGGUGGUGUGGCGCAGCAAGCGCAGUGAAGGUGUCGUCUAAACUUGUUCAGUCUCCUAGAAGCACUUGCAAAAUCUUUUGCUGUGGAUGGAAGUAACUUAGAAGUCUCCGAGUCUCCCAUUAAGGGAACUGUGGUUAAUUCACAUUGGACUGCAAGGCUGUCGUGAAGAACAAGUUUGCUAUUCAUGCACAGGAAUAUGGAUUUUAAAAAAAAUGUUUUUACUUAAAAAAACCCAUUUUGCCACCUAGAGAAAAGUGACAUCACUAGCUCCAUUAGAACUAGCAAAUGUAUCAAGAAGUACACCUAGGGUACGUCUGUACUAUUGGGUAUGUACUAUUAGAUAGCUCCUCAAAUUUACUUGGCCUUUUGGUAAUUCCUGGGUUAUUUUCUCAGUGGUGGUUGUUAUUUGGUCGUUUCCUGCACCUAUACAUUUGCUUCAUGAUUUUGAGCUUUUCUUUUGGCCAGAUCAUUUGGGGAAGAAUUCUGUAAGGAUAUUUGGACACAGCCUUCAAUGGUGUUGCUGCCUGAGCCGUGUGUGGUGCUGUGCUGUUUUUAAGGUAAUUUUUUUCAGUAAGGACAAAAUACUGUCAAUAUUACAUUUUUCAGUUCCAGCUGCGAGUCCCAGGACCAGCCGGGCAAUGGCUAGAAUGCAAGUUUAUGGCAUCUGUUGAGAAAUGCCAUCCACCCCAAAAUUCACCCCGGUGUUUUAUUGAUUAUGACGGGGUUCUGUCCUUGGUAGGAGCUCUGCUGCUGAGUGGUGGCUGCAGAAGGGAGAGAGAUGGGAGCUGAGCUUGAAUGCUCCCAGCACAGAGCUUGAACACUCCUAGUUAUGCUAAUAGCUGACCACCCUUUCCCCUGCUAGUAAGUGACCCCUGAGGGCCAGCGUGCUUGUCGCAGUUACAGUGUCAGAUUAGGGUGAGGGAAACCCAGGUCCAAGUGCCCACUCUGCUAGGGAAGCUUGCUGGAUGACCCUGGGCAAGUAUUUGGGCAAGGAAUACCAGGGACAUGGCAAUGACAAACCACCUCUGAAUGUCUCUUACCUUGGAGACCCUACGGAGUUGCCAGUCACACCUGGAGUCCUAAAGCUUGGAAGACUGAAGAAGGAAACUUCAUUGGAGACAGGAAGGCCACCCCAAGUUGAAGGAGGGAGAGGUUAUAAAAAAUUGUAGCCAUCAGGGAGUCUCUCCCUCUCUCUGCCCUUUGUAUGAGAACAAGACACAAUGGCUUUUUACCAGAGGACUCCCAUCUGUCCUUGAGGCAGGGAACAAUGGGGUGGAAUCCCAGCCUCGUGAACGGUGUGCUGCAACUUCAAAUAAACUUUGCCUGUCCUAAAAUUCAGCAUAAUUUAAGGAGCACCUGGUGUAGAGACAGGGGAAUUUGUGUUUUCUCCCUUGUCCAUGUUUAUUUGUCUGUGUUGCUUGACUAGUUCAGGUGUCUGCUUUUAUUGCUUUAUUAAAUUUUCUUACAUUCUAAA